Molecule: messenger RNA, 1128 nt
Organism: Necator americanus (New World hookworm)
Lineage: Eukaryota; Metazoa; Nematoda; Chromadorea; Rhabditida; Ancylostomatidae
Exons: 10
Coding region: 1-1128 (375 amino acids)
Biological process (GO): D-serine biosynthetic process
Molecular function (GO): ATP binding; magnesium ion binding; serine racemase activity
Source: RefSeq, a predicted model, not a curated record
AUGAGUUCUGCUGUAGCUGAGAUUUUUGGUUGUGCAGUAAUGCUUCAAGCACAUUACCUUUGCAAAAUAGUAUCAACGGGGUUGAACAACAAAACGAACACUUUCUCUGGAUUCUCUACAGCGAGAGAGAAUUCGCCGCUCUCACCUAUGAACAAUUCGAUGCAAUGGUUUUAUUCAGAAAUGCUGGUGUGCGCCGAAGAGGUUCACAAGGCGCUCCAGCGCUUUAGUGGAAGGAUCCAUAAAACGCCUGUUAUCACCUGUGAGAGCAUAGACAAGAUAGCUGGAUGUAAAGUGUUUAUGAAAUGUGAGCAUCUCCAAAAAACUGGGAGUUUCAAAGCGAGGGGUGCUUUAAACGCCGUCCAGAAACUAAAGGACGAAGAAAAUGCGCUCGGAGUUGUGACUCACUCAUCUGGAAAUCAUGGCCAGGGCUUAGCUUGGGCUGCAGCACAAGCGGAACUGCCGUGUCGUGUGGCUGUUCCAAAGAAUGCGCCUCCCUCCAAGAUGGACGCGAUGAAAGGUUACGGCGCAUUGCUGGAGCUGUGCGAACCGACAAUAAAAAGCAGAGAAGAUACGUGCAACCGUCUAGCAAAGGAACUAGGAUAUUGCACUAUUGAACCUUUUGAUAACCAGGAUGUCAUAUGUGGACAAGGCACCUUAGGAGCAGAAAUAAUCGAACAAGUCCCAGAAGCUGAUGCGAUUUUCGUAGCCAUAGGUGGAGGUGGGUUGGCCAGUGGAGUAGCCGCUUACGUAUCAGAAGUCCGACCAGAUAUUAAAGUGUUCCUUGUUGAACCUGAGGGCAAAAGACUCAGCGAGUAUCUCAGAAAUGGAGAGAUAACCAAGGACAAGGAUGCUCUAGAUACAAUAGCAGACGGUAUCCGAGUGCUUAAAGUGGGAGAAAACUGCUAUCCUAUUUUAAAACGAACAAGUUCGGACAAGGUCAUUACAGUGAGUGAUCAAGAAAUCCGCGAAGCUUUAAAGCUGUUAUGGACAAGGACGAAGCAAAGAGUGGAACCUUCGGCGGCUGUGCCAUUAGCAGGAUUGCUAAAAGUUUCACCAGCUGAGCUCGGCCUCAAGAAAGUGGUGUUAAUAUUGUGCGGUGGUAAUGUAGAUAUUAAUUUCAUACCAUGA